Molecule: messenger RNA, 1727 nt
Organism: Hipposideros armiger (great roundleaf bat)
Lineage: Eukaryota; Metazoa; Chordata; Mammalia; Chiroptera; Hipposideridae
Gene: AKAP4
Product: A-kinase anchoring protein 4
Exons: 4
Coding region: 1-1596 (531 amino acids)
Biological process (GO): intracellular protein localization
Cellular component (GO): cytoplasm; sperm principal piece; sperm fibrous sheath
Molecular function (GO): protein kinase A binding
Source: RefSeq, a predicted model, not a curated record
AUGGCUGAUACUAUUGACUGGUUACACAGCCCCAUGGACGUGUGCAAGGUUCAUCUCUAUAGCCCAAAACAACCGCAAGAACAGGACCGGGAAGUGACGGUGGGAUCUGUAUGCCUUUUCAAACAAGCUCCCUGUGAUCCUCUAAGUAUUCUAAAUUGGCUUUUCAAUGAUCUCCAGAAGUAUGCCUUGGGGUUCCAACACGUACUGAGCCCCUCAGCCUCUAGCUGUAAACAUAAAAUAGAAGACAUAGAGGGUGGACAUCACAAAUUAGCCUCUGAAAACUGCUACAGUGUCUAUGCCGGUCAACUGAACAUGGAUUACAUGGCCAAUAGACUUCAAAGCCUAUGUCUAGAAAUGAUAGCAGACAAAAACACCAACAAUAACCAGAAUCCUUCCACCCCUCUAGCAAAAUCUCCUAAUGCUCAGAGGGCAGUAAUCACUCCUGACAGACAAUGUCCUUUAGAUGACCUUUCCUACUAUGUCAACCAACUAUCUUCUCCGGUAAUCCAGAUGGCCCAUAAGGACAUCAAGGGCAAGUUAGAAGGUGGAAGGAAAUGCUUUCAUCAUGCAAUCUAUCCAACCUCUGGGGACAAAGCAGAAACCAGACUCCGAAAUACUUUGAGCAAGAUCAUUUAUGAAAUGGCCCAUGAUGCCAUGGAACUGACCUCUGCAGAAAUGCGGACCACUGGGGAGGAGUGCCGGGAAGGUGACCAGAAAAUCCUUCUGCUUAGUGAAUUAAUCCACAAGAACAAGAGGGGAGACAAACAGUUGGGCCAAAAAGACAGCAAAGAAUUUGCAGAUUCUCUCAGCAAAGGACUCAUGGUUUAUGCAAAUCAGGUGGCAUCUGACAUGAUGUUUUCUGUUAAGAAGGUCUUGAAAGUGCACACCUUUGGGAAGCCAAUUCCUGCCUGUGUGGUCCUGAAGAAAGUGUUGUUAAUACAUACCAGCGAAAUUGUGUCCGAUUUGAUUGACUCCUGCAUGAAGAACCUGCAUAAGAUCACUGAGGUCCUGAUGACUGACACUGACUUUCUCUCAGUUGUCAAGAGGAAUCUGUUCAACAACGGUAAACAACAUGCUGCAGAUAUUAUGGAGGCCAUGCUGAAGCACCUGGUCACUGCUUUUCUUGGCGCAAGGAGGGAGACUAAAGUGCAGAGCCUGUCAUCCGCAUUUUUGAAAGCGGGGGCCCAUGAUCCCAAGUGCAAGAACCAAAGUCUCGAAUUCUCCAGCAUGAAAGCUGAGAUGAAAGGGGACAAAACCGAAAUAAAAGCAGAUAAAUGCAAGGCAUUGACCAGUGCUGAGAAAGUUGGUGAACACAUCCUCAAGGAGAGCUUGAGCAUGUGGAACCAAAAACAAGGAAACCAAGGCAAGAUCGCACCCAACUUGCCACACCUUAGUCUUGGCCCUGCUCCUCAGUCCCAUGAAGAUAACAUUCAUACACAUCUUCCUGAAGUUUCAGCUAAGGCAGCAGAGAAGGGGUACAGUGUAGGAGAUCUCCUUCAAGAGGUCAUGAAGUUUGCCAAGGAACGACAACUGGAUGAAGCCGUGGGCAACAUGCCUAGAAAACAACUGCUAGACUGGCUUCUCACUAACCUGUGAACUAACAACGCUUCUGACGCCUCUCCAGUUACUCCCCCACCCCUAGUAACAUUCCAUUGCAGCUGGGCACCCCCUCCGUUAGUCUGUUGAACAACAUGCUACACGAUUGUAUUUCCCAGUACAUCAAAGCA